This is a messenger RNA of Strongylocentrotus purpuratus (purple sea urchin), 4315 nucleotides long. RefSeq names its product POU domain, class 6, transcription factor 2. Lineage: Eukaryota; Metazoa; Echinodermata; Echinoidea; Camarodonta; Strongylocentrotidae. The record is from RefSeq and is a predicted model, not a curated record. Bases 813 to 2579 code for a protein of 588 amino acids. The transcript is spliced from 10 exons. Gene Ontology annotation, molecular function: DNA-binding transcription factor activity, RNA polymerase II-specific; RNA polymerase II cis-regulatory region sequence-specific DNA binding. Gene Ontology annotation, biological process: regulation of transcription by RNA polymerase II.
UCCCAACACACACAUGCACAUUCUACACACACACUCUAGGACACACACACACAGAGGCAUCCUGCUUCCUGAGUGCAUGCUACGAUGCUGCUUCGGCGGGACAGUCUCCCACAUACACACACUCGCGCUACAUGCUCACCCUCACUCACACACACUAUACACACACUCUGCUAUACACUGAGGGAGCACCAAAGCAGCGCUGUAAAUCAAAUCCGGGGCAAACCAUGCAAAUGCAGUAUAACGCGAUGCAAAGAGGCCCCGAGAAGAGAGAGAGGGGGGCAUUUCAUAUAGGCAAAGACAAAGUCUGAAUUCAAUUUGCUCAGUUUGCUGGAAAAUUUCUAUCAAAUUAUAACGCCAUUUGAAUUGCUAAGCAAACUGGCCAUCAGUAUACAUUGGUACGUUGUUUUCCUCCAGGUCAGAAGAUCUUGUCCAUCUGUGUUUGUAGUUUCCGCUUUUUGAAAGCUUUUGAGAAUAUUUUAUGUCUUCUUUUAAUGUAUUCAUGUCUGGUGGGAUAAAAGGAGGUCAGUUUGAAUGUCCGUGGGAAGGCAAGAAUAUAGAUCGAGGCACCAUGGUUUUACGCUAACACUGCAAAGACUUUUUACUAAAAGAAGUGCUUGACAGGAACAAGACAGGAUUUAUUGGAUGCCAUUCUGCUAUGCUCUCUUCAUUUGAUCACUGUUUGCACAUCCCAUUUGCGACGUUUGCUUGUUGCCCGGAACGGGAGGUAGAGAUGGUUUCUAACUAGUCGAACUGUGCUUGCAGGAAGCAUAGGAGCCAAGCCACAGAGCGCCACGGAUCAACUUCUCCUGGCCAUGCAGAGCGCAGCGGCCAACAGCAGUGCUCUCCGGACUCCAAGCAGUACAGCCCUGUCAACAGUAGCAGGGACAAAAGGAUAUCAGACAGGUGGAUCUCAAGCGAGUAGCCAAGCCGUGAGCUCCUUGCCCCUAGGGAGCCAAGCCCAGCAUCAACCCCAGCUUCUAAUGAGCCCUGCUCUCCAGGGGGCACAGCCUAUUCUUGCCAAUCAGCUAUCUGGAGCCCAGCAGUUGUUGACCAUCCCCUCUAACGGUGGUCAGCAGCAGAUCUUGACCCUUCCCAUCACCAACGCUGCUGGUCAGCAGCAAAUCCUCACCAUUCCUGUCACGUUAGCCCAGGGGGCUGGAGGGAUCCAGUUCCUGAUCCCGACUGGGACCGGUGGACAGUUCCUGGCCUCGCCCAACCUUGCCAACCUUGGAGCCAUGCCCUCACAAGUUUUACCGUCAACUCUUGCUGCAAUUCCCAGCAUAACAAGCAGCACCAAUGUCGUCUCGUCGGCGGCACACUAUGCCAAAACCAGUCAGAUGACCUCAGCUACCACGCCCCUUCCUCCCGUCUCGGUCCUCACCGGUCAGACGGGGUUAGGUACGCUCCCUUUACCACAGGUCUUGAUGGGAGCAGGGGGGCAGGUGCUGUCUGUGUCUGCACCCAGUAGUUCUAUAUCACAUGCACACCCCAAAACAAUCAGUACAACAUCUGUUCCUAGUUUAGUAACAACGCAGAAUAGUCAAGCACUGCCCUCGCUUGCCACAGUAACGCAAGGUCUGAUGCGUACCUCAGCCAAUCAUCUCAGCCUAUCAGCGCUUGGCACAACACAAUCUGUGCAUAUUUCUCAUCCAUCUACCACCUCUAACCCCACCGCUUCCCUCUUCGCAUCACAUAAACUCAGCAAUGCUUCAAGUGCCACCGCACAAGCAUUAUCUCUUCACGGACUAGCAGGUCUAAACACAGCGCAAGGCACCGUCAUCUCCCAUAUAGCUGCAGCCCAGGGCUCCCAGAGCAGUGUCGCACAGAUCCUUCCUAGUCAGCUGGUCCGGAGCUCCAUUGCCUCCAGUCAAGCAAGCCAGGUCGGCGGGGUCACUCAGGUCCCUGGAGGUCAUCAGGUGGUGGUCUCCACGACGACGGCGACGAGCGGUGGUGGGAACCACGUGACGGGAGGAUUGGCGAGUCCAGGUAGAGUGAGUAACAUGGGUAAUGCUGCAGAGGUGGACGGAAUCAACUUGGAAGAGAUCAAGGAGUUUGCCAAAGCUUUCAAGAUCCGAAGACUGUCUCUUGGUCUGACCCAAACACAGGUUGGUCAAGCCCUUAGCCAGUCAGAAGGACCAGCGUACAGUCAAUCAGCCAUUUGCAGAUUUGAGAAGCUUGACAUCACACCAAAGAGUGCACAGAAGAUAAAGCCUGUCUUAGAGAGGUGGAUGGCUGAAGCCGAGGAGAGACACAAAAACGGUCUCAAUCAACUCACCGACUUCAUCGGCAGCGAACCGGUCAAAAAGCGCAAGCGACGGACCUCGUUCACGCCUCAGGCUCUGGAAUACCUCAGUCGGCACUUUGAGAAGAACACGCACCCGACCGGCGCCGAGAUGACGGCGCUCGCGCAGGAGCUGAAUUACGACAGGGAGGUGAUCCGCGUCUGGUUCUGCAACAAGCGGCAAGCGCUAAAGAACACGAUAAAGAAACUGAAAGCUGCUGAUACUACCAUGAAUAAUAACUCAGAGGAGAUCAUGGAGAGAUCAACUGUUGUCGUGGAGAGCCCAGAGCAUGUCUAAUGUGCGUUGCUCUCUGAGAAAUCAAAAUGGAAAUUGGCUCUAAAAGCUAGGUGGAGAUUGAGGUUCACUGCAGGGAAGAUAUGAAGGACAUUUCCUAGUAUUCACGAGACUCUGUGAGAUAUUUGAGAUUGAAAGCGGGUGGACAGGACACAGAAAUGUAUGAAUGGGACCAUGAUGAACCCAACGAAUUGAAGUAUAGUGAGGGGUCAUAUAGCUGGAUUGAAUGUGACCAAAGAGAUGCUUAAACACUGAAGAGUGAGCUGUGCUCAUAUAUGAACUUGUGACCAGGAUGAUUGCUGGCUGUUGGGAGCUUGGAUGAAUCGACUGCAAAUGGAAGAAUAUUCCUAUCAAAUGAAUCUAAUGAUUUUCUUUCCCCAUUUUCUCUGUCCUUUCUCAAUUGUGGAUCAAGAGCGGACCCCAGUCUUAAAUCAAACUUUUUUUCUAGAGCUCGGUAUUCCAAAUAAUUUAAGCAGGUAUUUUGGAACCCUUUCCUCAUUCCCAAUGGUCUUCUUUGAGAAAUAGAUAAGAUCUUGUUUGCAUAAAUUCAUAUCUUAUUAGUAUCCACAUGAUACACAUGAUACACAGUUAACCAUUGCUACUGUUUUUGUUGUAGUAGAUUAAUAUAAAUUAAGAAAUGUAAUAAUUACUGUCAUGACUAUUGUGACAAGUAUUGUACUGAUUACACAGGUUGAAUAAUGUGAAUUUCUCAAUCAAAUUUAAACAAUUUGUCACAUUAAAAAAAAAAUUGGAGCCCUCCUUUUGAAUUAAUGUCCCUAAGGUGUGUGCAUGCAUCAUGCACCAAAUAAUUUCUAUUCGUUCGAGAAGGACCAAAUUUGAAGAUACAAAUUUUCAUGUUUGUAUCACCAUAUUGUUCAGAUGGAAAACUUGAUGACGGAUAGGAAUCGUGAACAACAAAGAAAUUUCAAGAAAGUUUCUGAAUGUUUUUAAGAUUGUUACAAUAUGCUGCUUGUAUGACAGAGACUGUUAAUCAAAUGUUGGGUCAAUGUUUCCUUUGUUUUUUUGUAGAUAGGAAGAUCCACCUCUGGACCAAUGUUUCAUGGAAUGUUCGUGAAACUUUGUGACUUUUUAUUCAACUAUAUGGUGUCUAUUGUUUUUAUGCUUUGUUUUUUGCAUUUCCACUGGUUUGGAAAGGUCUAGAUGAGCAAUGUUUGCUUCAAUACCUGUAUGGCUGUGGUGCUUUGAGAGAAAAAUUGUAAAUGUACCAUAUUACCGACUUAUUUAUUGUAUUUAAAAAAGAAGAAAAUACUGAUGAUAGAGUUUUGUAUGUUAUGUUUAUUCGCUUUACCCCCUAGAAAAAGAUUUUCUAAUCUGUCUGUAAUUUGUUUGUGCAAUGGGCAUUAUCCAGCCAAGUUUUGUUCUCGAAGGAGGUGUUGAACUAUUAAGUCUUUAACUUUAAUAUAUAAACUCCAUAUCUGAAUUGAAUUUGGGAGAGUGAAGUAAGUCUUGGACCAAUUUGGGAAAAGCUCCUGGGAUUUUAAAAGGUCAUUCUUUAUAAGGUAUCCGUCUCUUCCGUUUGCCCACACAGAAAUGAAUAGAAGGAAAGCAAACAUAUUAUCCAAGUAAGUACAUGUUUUAGUGCUGUGUUUCGUAAACUGCUAUAUAUACUACAUGUAUGAAGCUAAACACUACAUAUAACAAAAAAACUACAUUGAAAGGCAUAGCCUGGGACUACAUUAAAGGGUUUACAUCUUGCUGGAUGGAUCUCAUGAAAGAAA